Mus musculus (house mouse) is the source of this 1188-nucleotide messenger RNA. RefSeq names its product sex determining region of Chr Y (gene Sry). Gene Ontology annotation, cellular component: nuclear speck; cytoplasm; nucleus. The transcript has a single exon. Bases 1 to 1188 code for a protein of 395 amino acids. The record is from RefSeq and is marked provisional. Lineage: Eukaryota; Metazoa; Chordata; Mammalia; Rodentia; Muridae.
AUGGAGGGCCAUGUCAAGCGCCCCAUGAAUGCAUUUAUGGUGUGGUCCCGUGGUGAGAGGCACAAGUUGGCCCAGCAGAAUCCCAGCAUGCAAAAUACAGAGAUCAGCAAGCAGCUGGGAUGCAGGUGGAAAAGCCUUACAGAAGCCGAAAAAAGGCCCUUUUUCCAGGAGGCACAGAGAUUGAAGAUCCUACACAGAGAGAAAUACCCAAACUAUAAAUAUCAGCCUCAUCGGAGGGCUAAAGUGUCACAGAGGAGUGGCAUUUUACAGCCUGCAGUUGCCUCAACAAAACUGUACAACCUUCUGCAGUGGGACAGGAACCCACAUGCCAUCACAUACAGGCAAGACUGGAGUAGAGCUGCACACCUGUACUCCAAAAACCAGCAAAGCUUUUAUUGGCAGCCUGUUGAUAUCCCCACUGGGCACCUGCAGCAGCAGCAGCAGCAGCAGCAGCAGCAGCAGUUCCAUAACCACCACCAGCAGCAACAGCAGUUCUAUGACCACCACCAGCAGCAGCAGCAGCAGCAGCAGCAGCAGCAGCAGUUCCAUGACCACCACCAGCAGAAGCAGCAGUUUCAUGACCACCACCAGCAGCAACAGCAGUUCCAUGACCACCACCACCACCACCAGGAGCAGCAGUUCCAUGACCACCACCAGCAGCAACAGCAGUUCCAUGACCACCAGCAGCAGCAGCAGCAGCAGCAGCAGCAGCAGUUCCAUGACCACCACCAGCAGAAGCAGCAGUUCCAUGACCACCACCACCACCAACAGCAGCAGCAGUUCCAUGACCACCAGCAGCAGCAGCAGCAGUUCCAUGACCACCAGCAGCAGCAGCAUCAGUUCCAUGACCACCCCCAGCAGAAGCAGCAGUUCCAUGACCACCCCCAGCAGCAACAGCAGUUCCAUGACCACCACCACCAGCAGCAGCAGAAGCAGCAGUUCCAUGACCACCACCAGCAGAAGCAGCAGUUCCAUGACCACCACCAGCAGAAGCAGCAGUUCCAUGACCACCACCAGCAGCAACAGCAGUUCCAUGACCACCACCAGCAGCAGCAGCAGCAGCAGCAGCAGCAGCAGCAGCAGUUCCACGACCAGCAGCUUACCUACUUACUAACAGCUGACAUCACUGGUGAGCAUACACCAUACCAGGAGCACCUCAGCACAGCCCUGUGGUUGGCAGUCUCAUGA